AUGUCGGCUCUCUCUCACCACGCGGGCCUCGACGCCCCCGUCACACUCAAGGUCUUCUACGAUGGGGCUACUCGCCGGGCCAAGAUGCCUCUCCGCGAAAUGGUCCCCAGAAUCCUUGAGAAGCAUCUGCGAACGUUUCUACAAAUCCCUGAAGACUCGAAAAUCAUGAUCGAACGGUAUUCCGACUCUGCCGCCGCCUACGUGCUGCUUGAUUCCGCCAACGUGUCUGUCUACAAGCAGCUGUACCGAGCUGCCAAGGCCAAGUCGAAGCUCAAGCUUCGCGUCAGUGUCAUCGGCAAGGAAGAUAAGGCGGCGCCCGUGUCCGCUCCGACUGAGUCGCCGACGCCCAUGGUCACUACCCCGCCCAAGGACACGCCCAAGGGCUCAUACCAGCCUCGGAGGUGGAACGAGGAGUUCCAGAGCCGCAUGAAGGACAUAAAACAAACUACUGAUGAUCUGGCGGACCUGGCCUGUCAACUGGAGUGGCAGCUUCCGGCCCCCACUGCCGAUAAACUCCCCAGCAAGCCCGAUGACGUCGUUGCAAGCAAGUCGUCGGCUGCUGCCAAGGGCAGUGAAACCGUCUUCUCAAAGCCUGCAUCGCCUUGCGCUGCCAAGGGCAAAGAUGCUGCCUCUUCGAACAAGCCUCCUGCAUUGUCUUGCCCUUCAACGGGUUGCAGCUUUGCCGUGUGUUGCAACCACUGCGAAAUGACCAUUCCGAAUGCCCACUAUCAUUGCUCGACGUGCGACGACGGCGACUUUGACUUGUGCCAGUCUUGCGUCGACCUAGGCUUCACAUGCUACAGCAACGAUCACUGGCUUAUCAAGCGGACGAUGAAGAACGGCCAGCUCGUUAACAGCACCACCGAGAUCAUUGCGCCCAAGUCCAAGCCAAAGGCCCAGGACAAGAAGGAGGACAAGAAGGAGGACCAGAAGGAGGUCAAGCAGACGGUUGCCAUCUCUCGCGACUAUGCCUCAGAUGUCUUUGGCAAGCCACUGAUCUCUCGCACCACUGUCGAACUGGCAAGCACCCGUUGGUCUUGUCUCAGCAACAUGCGGACCUGCAACUGCUGUGUCCAAGAACUCCCCGAGCGCGAAUUCCUCCACUGUAGGACGUGCGAGGACUACGAUCUUUGCCAGGUUUGCUUCGCCAACGAUGCGCACGGCCAUCACCCCAAGCACGGGUUCGUCCCGGCCGUCCCGGGGGCUCAAAUGCCCGACCACGUCAAGGCAAAGAUGAGGCCUGGCCGCAGUCAGAUGCAUCACGCUAUAUGCGAUGGGUGCGAUAAGUACAUCACGGGUGUGCGUCACAAGUGCCUUGAUUGCCCUGACUGGGAUUACUGUUCGGAGUGCGUUACCAACGCCCACUCCGUGCACCCGAACCACCGGUUUGCACCCAUCUAUGAACCCCUCGGGAACACCCAGGUAUGGCCCGCGGCACAGCCCAUCCACAUUGGCAUCUGCUGCGAUGGACUUCUUUGCUCCGCCUCUCAGGCCUACCCGUCGUAUAUUCGCGGCGUUCGUUACAAGUGCGCCGUGUGCCACGACCUCGACUUUUGCGCCAACUGUGAGGCACAUCCUGGCAAUAACCACAACAGGACUCAUCCCCUCAUCAAGUUCAAGACUCCUGUCCGCCACGUGAGCGUCACCACCACCGAAACGGCGAGCCCUUCGGAGAAGAACACCAUCAACGCCGUGCAGACUGUUUUGGAUAUGAAGCCUCAGGAGCCCAUAUCCCACGAAUCUGCGACUGCCGCUCCCGAGAAGUCGUCCGAGGAAGACCUGCGAGCCGUGUUUGUUCGCGACUCGGUCCAAGACGGGACCAUUCUGCCGCCGAACCAAGUCUUUGAGCAGACGUGGAUUCUUCGCAACGAGGGCAGCGCCGCGUGGCCUGCCGGGUGCUCAGUCAAGUUUGUCGGUGGAGACUAUAUGGGCCAUGUCGACUCGGCCCAUCCCGCGGGCAUCUCGGAGCUUGUGUCCGCCUCCGAGUCCACCGUUUGCUACGCGCCACUUGCUCCUGGCCAGGAGUUUUCAUUUACCGUCCUCCUUCGCACGCCCACCCGCCCCGGCAGGAUCAUCUCUUACUGGCGCCUGACGACGCAGGACGGACUCAAAUUUGGCCAUCGCCUUUGGUGCGAGGUCAAUGUUCGCCCCGUGCCCAGUGAGAUCAAGCCCAAGCCUGAUGUGCUUCACGUCGAGGAUGUCAAGAAGGAGCAGGAGAGCAGCUCGGGGUCCAGCAGCACCAUGAUCUUCCCGAAGCUCCAGAAGGAAUCUCCCAGUGCUAGCAUCCACGAGGAAGUCCAGAUCGAGGCGGAAGCACCGGCGUCGACCGGCAAAGUUGAUGCUGAGGAUGGCUUUGAGGACUGCGGAGACGACGACGACGAGUGGGAUGCCUCGGAAACGGGAUUCAUGACCGACGAGGAGUACGACAUCCUGGAUGCGUCGGACGAGGAGUUCCUGGAGCAGCAGCAGCAGAGGCCUGCGAAGAAGUGA
Messenger RNA from Hirsutella rhossiliensis, 2490 nucleotides. RefSeq names its product Zinc finger, ZZ type. Lineage: Eukaryota; Fungi; Ascomycota; Sordariomycetes; Hypocreales; Ophiocordycipitaceae. The coding region runs from base 1 to 2490 and encodes 829 amino acids. Gene Ontology annotation, molecular function: zinc ion binding. The record is from RefSeq and is a predicted model, not a curated record. The transcript has 9 exons.